AAAAUUAUUGUCUUCGGCACAGGAGACGGAACCGUACGACAUUUAACUUUUGAAACACUAUUGUUUUCGAUAAAUACUUAACAGUGGAUUUGUCAUUGCGUUGGUGAAAUUUAUAUGAACAAUGAGAGCGUACAGAAUAUUAAAGAAGCUAAUGCCGUCCAGUGGGGGAGGUGAUGAUUAUGAAAAAGCUAAAAAAUCUAUACGUUUAGCCAGAUAUGGAUGUGCAAAUAGACCUUUUUACCACAUCGUAGUUGUACUUCAAAGGCGUGAUUGUAAAGCACAUCCGAUUGAACAACUUGGGACUUAUGACCCUAUGGAAAACCACAAUGGAGAAAAACUGGUUAGCUUAAAUUUGGAAAGGAUUAAGUAUUGGAUGGCAAAAAAGGCUCGCCUAUCUAAUCCAGUUGCUGAGCUAUUAGGUUUAUCUGGAUUUCUACCUAUGCAUCCUCGUACCUACAUGACAGCUUGGAGGAAUAGGCAACAAAAUAAAACUGAAACCCAACCUAGCGAAACAGUGACCAAUUAAGUUUUAUAAUUGUUAUGUAUUUUUUUAGAUUUUUGAAUUACCAUGAUGCUUGACUGUAGCAUUUGGUAACAAAAUGCAUUAAAUGUAAAAAUAAAAUAGAAUUCUGUACAUA
Sipha flava (yellow sugarcane aphid) is the source of this 638-nucleotide messenger RNA. It is a transcript of the gene mRpS16, whose product is annotated as probable 28S ribosomal protein S16, mitochondrial. The transcript has 4 exons. Gene Ontology annotation, molecular function: structural constituent of ribosome. The record is from RefSeq and is a predicted model, not a curated record. Gene Ontology annotation, biological process: mitochondrial translation. Gene Ontology annotation, cellular component: mitochondrial small ribosomal subunit; ribosome. Lineage: Eukaryota; Metazoa; Arthropoda; Insecta; Hemiptera; Aphididae. The coding region runs from base 122 to 526 and encodes 134 amino acids.